This is a messenger RNA of Lutzomyia longipalpis, 5425 nucleotides long. Its product is annotated as guanine nucleotide exchange factor DBS. The record is from RefSeq and is a predicted model, not a curated record. Gene Ontology annotation, cellular component: cytoplasm. The transcript is spliced from 17 exons. The coding region runs from base 434 to 3973 and encodes 1179 amino acids. Gene Ontology annotation, biological process: intracellular signal transduction. NCBI's taxonomy places the organism in Eukaryota, Metazoa, Arthropoda, Insecta, Diptera, Psychodidae. Gene Ontology annotation, molecular function: guanyl-nucleotide exchange factor activity; protein binding.
GCGAUCGUACGUUGUGCUGGCUGAACCGUGCGCGAUCACUUCAUUCUUAUCAAACUUGGCACACACACAAUUUGUGUCGAAGGAAAAGUGAAGAAAGUGAAUUUUCUCAAUAAUGUGAAGGUGCUUCCGAUUGCAAGAUCGCUCUCAAUCAUGCAGAGAUCACUCGCGAUCAUACAGAAAUUGCACGGAUUUUUUGUCACACUGUUGCCCCAAAAGAUCGCGGUGAAUUAGUUUUUUUUUAAUGUGAAUUAAACAAUGAAAAGAAAAACCGAGUAUAAUUUCAAUGUCACGUGAAAUUGUGGAGAUAUAAAAUUGCUACAAAAAGAGGCCAUCUGUGAAAUUGUGUGUCACACGCACGCAAAUUGCUCUGUCCCAUCAAUUCUUCGUAACAGACCAAAAGAGAUCGCCCAAAACUCCCCGUGAAAAAAAAGUUAUGAUUAAGCUCAGGUGUUUCCAUCGUGAGCGGUAUCGGAUGAAAUUAACAGAUGACUCUGUGGACAAGAUUGUGAUUGAGAAUCCCGCUCCGGGACAUCAUCCGGUGUUCCAGCAUCAAUCCUCGGUGUCGUCGUGUGCUUCAAUACAAACGGUGCUCGUGCAGAAUGGUCAGAGUGUCGAGAGGGCUGUUAGUUUGGCCCCACAGCCCCCGCAGGCUGUUCAGCUUCAACCCUCUGGGAGUCUCAGUUCGCUGACAAAUGGAACGUUCCAGCAGCCGCAGCAUCCGGUACCACCGGUCAGUGAGGAUCCACUGAGUGUGGCCGAUGUGGCGGAUCUUCUUCAUCCCCAGUACGCCAUCAUUACGGGCGGGAAGUCCAAGGAUGGUUGCCCACUGAUCACCUUUCCGGAUCACAAUAAUUUCCAAUCACUCGCCGAUCAUGAUUAUCAGAAGCUCAUUUUGUAUCUAACUUCAGUUCCAUCACUCCAAGAAGCUGACUUGGGCUUUCAUCUUGUCGUCGAUCGCCGCAAAGAUCGCUGGACGUCCGUUAAGUCUGUCCUCCUGAAGAUCUCUGUUUAUUUCCCUGGCGUUGUUCACGUUGUGUACGUAAUUAGACCAGCUGGAUUCUUCCAAAAGGCCAUCUCUGAGGUUAGUUCAAAGUUCUUCAAGGAUGAGUUCAGAUUUCGUUUGAUUGUCUGUUCAAGUCUUGAAGAGCUCCACGAUCACAUCUCAAAGACACAACUAACGGGUGAUUUAGGUGGGGAACUAACCUAUUCCCACCACGAGUGGAUUCAGCAGAGAAUUUGUUUGGAGAAAUUCUCAGGCCUAACCCAUCAAGUUUCAUGCAAUCUGGACUCCUUCAUCAGGUCAAUCCAUGACACAGAAUUUCCAAAUUCCGUCGAGGCAACACAGAAGCUUCUCGACGAGCAAGGUGCAGAGUAUGAGAAGCUGAAGGAUGACAUUUUGGCAGCUGCAAAGCACGGUGAAGGACUCCUUGAGGAUCUCAAGACAAGGGAUGAAGGUGGGAAGGAAUUUUCCGAAAGAACGGGUAUUAUAAGCUCCAUUGAACGUGCAGGGAGUUUUUAUCUAAAUGUCAACCGUCUUGAUGACAGUCGCGAUUACCGCAGACUCCUGGUGCAGCUCGAGGAGACUGAGAGGCGCUUUGAUGAAUUCUGGAAUGCCCAUCUAACACGUCUCAAGCAUUGCCUGGAGCUGAGGCGCUUCGAGCAGGAUUUCAGGGAGCUUCAGAUUAAUUUUGAUAGUCACUUGAAGACUGUUUCGGAGAUGACGGAGAUCGGGGAGACCGUUCAGCGAGCUGAUACGCUCAUCAAGGAGACAAAAUCCUUUCAGAAAUUGUGCCAAAGUGACAUUGAUCGUGCUGAGGAGGUGAUCGCAACGGGGCAGCAUCUGAUCAGUUCCCGCGGAGCUUGUCCGCGGGAAGUUGUUCAACCCAAAUGCGAUGAAUUGACGCGUGUUUGUGAAAUUGUCACAGAACGUCUUGCCCGUCGUGUUGAGAUCCUCGCCAAGAGUCGCGAUCUCAUGGAGCGCGUCGAAAAGGCGAAUAAAUGGUGUGCCAAAGGUGUUGAACUUCUCGCGUCGCAGCGUAUCGAAAAGUGUUCCGUAUCCGCCGAAAUUGCCGAGCAGAGUCUCCAAGAGAUUGUACAAUUCCUCGCAUCAGCAGCGGAAUUCAAGCUCUCAAGUCCGCGGGAAUUUAAGAAUGUUUUCCAGGAGAGUACAACACCCGAAACUAAGGCUCUCGUCACGCAGGUCCUGCAGAGGAUCGACGAUGUUUCCUUGAUGUGUGACAAACGUGUGGCGAGUCUCAAGAAGUUGGCCCUCAAACCACCACGUCCUGUGCAGACGGUCACCCCGGAGCCGGCUGUGCCACUCCAACCACCUGGAGGUGCUCCACAUCCCUUCCGUACCCGAAAGUCCCCAAAGAUCGAUGGACUUGAAUCACGGCCACGGUCCAUGGAGGGACCACCGGAUUCCGGCAUUUCCAUCAAUGGUGACACAGGAUCCAGCCCUGAUAGUGACAAUUCCUCCCAGCAGUCUCAAAAUCAAUCGGAUGUUGAGGCGCGACGUCUUAAGCGUGGUCACGUUUUGGCGGAAUUGUUGGAAACAGAACGGAUCUAUGUGGCUGAAAUGGGAUCAAUUCUAAAGGGCUACCGGGAUCAGAUGCUAUCCGAAGAGAUGGCUGCUCUUGUUCCACCUGGUCUUCAGGGCAAAGAAGAUGUCCUCUUUGGGAAUCUCCAUGAACUGUACACAUUUCACAGUGAGGUUUUCCUCAAGGACCUUGAGAAUUGCAUAUCAACUACGGAGCUUGUUGCACUAUGUUUUGUUCAAAGACGUGACACAUUCUACCGUUUGUAUUCGUACUAUUGCCAAAACAUUCCGCGUUCAGAGCAGCUCCGUGAGACCCUCGUGGACACCCACUUAUUCCUGCAGGAAUGUCAGAAGCGUCUGGGUCACAAACUCCCCCUGGCAGCGUACCUCCUGAAGCCGGUGCAGCGAAUCACAAAGUACCAACUUCUGCUGAAGGAUCUCCUUCGCUUCAGUGACAACGGGACAUGUGCGAAGGAGCUGCAGAAGGCACUGGACUGCAUGCUAAUUGUGCUCAAGUGUGUCAAUGAUUCGAUGCACCAAAUUGCCAUUACGGGCUUCCCGGCGGACCUGUCGCAGCAGGGUGAACUCCUCCUCCAGGAUUCCUUUCAAGUGUGGACAGAUAGCAAAAAGGAUCUGCGCUUGAGGCUGAAGACACAGCAGCGGCAUAUUUUCCUCUACCAAAAGGCCAUGCUGUUCUGCAAGCAGGCCUCAAAGACGGGACACAAUAAGAGCACGUACCAGUACAAGCACUACGUCAAGAUGUCUCAAAUCGGCUUGACGGAAUCUGUGCGGGGAGACCCGAGACGAUUUGAGGUGUGGCUCCAGGGAAGGCAGGAAGUGCACACAAUUCAAGCUUCAACGGUGGACAUUAAGAAUAAGUGGGUGGCGGAAAUAAAGAAAGUCCUCCUAAAUCAGUUGGAAGAGCUGAAAGGCGAAAAGAUUAAGCAGUAUGGCCUAAAUCACAAACAACUGCGUCACACAACAUCAUGGGAUACAUCAGUGUCAGCAAGUUCAACGCCUCAGCGAACGUUGAGCUGCGAUUCAGGUGAAGCCAAUAAGAUCUCCAACAUCUCGGAAGAUCUCCCCCUUCAGACGCCAGGUGUCAGUUCAUCUUCGUCUGAGCAGGAUAACCAAGAAGCCGGAGCCUGGAGCUCGGACUAUUCCAACAGCGAAGAUGAGUACACAAAUCUCGAAGAUGGCGUUCAAGCGGGUAGUAAAUUUAUCGCACUUGCUGAUUACUGUGCAAUGGGCCACUCUGAGGUGUCGAUGCGAGAAGGUGACACAGUUGAACUGUUGAAAGUCGGUUGUGCUGGAUGGUGGUUUGUUAAAGUUUUAGGGGCAAAUUUGGAAGGCUGGGCACCGGCCGCAUAUUUGGAAUCAGUUAAUCGGCGACCGUCGCGGAUCCGGAGUCAGGAUCGGCUGAAUGAGCAUUAAAAGAAAGCCAAAGCAAUCCAAAACCUCUUCUCACCACAAACAUCUUCAUAUCUUCACAUAAUAAAAGAAAAGAAUGAAACAAAAAGCUCAUCUUCAAGACUAAACUAGAGGCAUUUCUUCUCCACAAAACUCUCCUCGUUCCGCUGACUCAUUGACGGAGCUGCGAAAAUAUUAUUCUAAUAUGUUGGAGUUUCUCUGAUAAGAAAGAAAGAAAGAAAAAUCUUGAAUUCUAGUCCUUUUUUUAAAAUGUUUUUAAUUUUUAAGGAAUUCCACUUUUUUUUUGUAAAAUGCCUAUUUUUAUGACGAUUUUCUCCGUCUUGUUGGCUUAAGAUGAUGAUGUUGGCAUCCCGAUGGAUGGACCCUGCGCUGAAUUAUUAAUUUUUCUUUUAAGAAUUAAUAUAUAUUUAUCAUGAAUGUAAAUACAUUGAAAGAAAAAAAAAGAAGAUUAAGAUGAAAAAAUAAAUAAAAUUAAUAAUAUUGUUAAAGAAAAUGGAAAAAAAAGUUGUUGUAGUUAUUCGGUAAGAUUUAUUAAGUGCUUAAAAAUAUUUUUAAUAAUUUUUUGCGCGCACGUGAAGAGAACAGGAGUUUUGGGAGAAAAUUUCUUAUUGAAUAAUAAAUAAUCAAGAAAAUAUUAAAAAUUUUUCUUUCUUUUAUUACAAUUUGGACAAUUUGUUAUCAAAAACAAAGACUUCAGAAGACUUCAUUAAAGUCACAAAAAGUUUCUGGAAAAAGCUCCACGGACAAUUUUUCUGAUCAAAUGGAACGUUCUCCUGAUUAAAAGACUAAUUUUCGGACCAAAAAAUGAAAUUCACUAAAAUUUUCUCCCUCAAUUUCUCUUUUUUUCCGUGCUAUUAAAGCUCCCGAAAAUCCUCAAACCAUUUUAGAUGUUUAAGGCCUUAUAUGCAAUUUUUGUAGCGAAAAUAUAUACCUAAAUAGUAAAAGCUUCAUCGAGAAAACUUUUCGUACGCAUCAUGUGUUAGGAAUUAAACGGAAAUUUUUGCUAAAGAAAAAUCAUUAAAAUAGACUCAUUGGAAUCAUUACAAAGGAAUGAAAACAAAAUCAUUAUGAAUGAAGAAAGAAAAUAAUGCUAAAAAUAAACUAUUAAAAAUAGAUUAAAAAAAAAAGAGCAAAUUCAUAACAAACUAUUAACAUUUUCCUCCAUGUGAUUGCGAAAUUGUUAAAUCUUUUUCCUAUAAAACAUAAAAAUGAAAUCAUAAAAAAACAAAUAGCCAGAAAUCAUUGUUGAUCAACAGAACGUUUUAACAGAGAAACCUUCCCUAAACAUAUAUCAAUAUUUAAUAAACAAAGCAUCUCCUAAACUUUCUAUGCUGAUUUUUCUGCGAAAGAACAAAGAACAAAACUCAUAAAAUUCAACGCUAUUUGUAAGAAAAAUGCAUUGUGAGAGGUACAUAACAUUUGAAGAAAAAUAUAAAGCAUUGAAAUUCCACAUGA